This is a messenger RNA of Planococcus citri (citrus mealybug), 930 nucleotides long. Its product is annotated as zinc finger protein 569-like. Gene Ontology annotation, cellular component: nucleus. The record is from RefSeq and is a predicted model, not a curated record. Gene Ontology annotation, biological process: regulation of transcription by RNA polymerase II. Gene Ontology annotation, molecular function: DNA-binding transcription factor activity, RNA polymerase II-specific. The transcript has a single exon. The coding region runs from base 1 to 930 and encodes 309 amino acids. Lineage: Eukaryota; Metazoa; Arthropoda; Insecta; Hemiptera; Pseudococcidae.
AUGACCGCAGAUGAAUGCGCAUGUGAUGUAUGCAGUGACACGUUUUUGAACGAUGAUAGUUUAUUACAGCACAAAAAAACACAUCGCCAAGAUGAAGAACCAAGUGCUGACAAAACACUCGAAGAAUAUUUCGUAAACGAAGAUGGUGAUCUUGUCGAAAUCGCAGAAAGUGAAAGCAGUAGCACAGCUGCCCAUCUGAGUACCCCAAGAUUGGAACCAUAUAUGUACAAAAGCAAUACACCAUACAUCUGCAAAAACUCGAACGGUAAAUUCGACUGUAAUAUUUGUUACAUGUCAUUCCCAUUGAAAAGCAACGUUCGCGAGCACUACUAUCGUGUACAUUGCGGCAAGGAAUUAUCGCAAUGUCCUCAAUGUGAAUUCGCAAGUUAUUCGAAAAGUAGACUGGAUGUGCAUUUGGUAAAAUCUCACACAAAACGAUACGCUUGCGAAAGAUGCGGUAAAAUGUUCCCGUACCAGUAUCAACUGACUACUCAUAUAAACGGCGUUCAUUUAAAUAUUCGUAGUCACACCUGCGACACGUGUGGUAAAAGCUUCAAGACGAAGGCGAAUUUCGAUACUCAUAUAGCUCGACAUAAAGAUGUGAGGAAUUUCCCAUGUCCUCAUUGUAAUCACAGGAGUAGAACUAGUAACGAUUUAGCUGUGCAUGUGCGCAAGCAUACUGGUGAAAAGCCUUUCAAAUGUGAUGUGUGCGGUAAAGCAUUUGCUCAUAGUGUAAAUCGCAUCAAGCAUCAGAGAAACGUCCAUGGUGUAUCGCGGGUAGUGGAUUUGAGUGAAGUUCAGGGUAGACAAUCUUCAACUCGUGGUGCUGGUCGGGUUAAAUCUAGACGAGCUAAGCAACGAAGGCCGCUGACAGUAGAUUUAGAUGGUACUACGUUCCAGUUUCCUGAUAACGAGUUAGUUGAUGGUUGA